This is a messenger RNA of Marchantia polymorpha subsp. ruderalis, 2614 nucleotides long. Lineage: Eukaryota; Viridiplantae; Streptophyta; Marchantiopsida; Marchantiales; Marchantiaceae. The record is from the annotation of a GenBank genome assembly.
ACGGUGCGAGUUUUUUUUAAUGCUAGAUUGAUCGAGCAUCUUACACGGGAAGAUAAAGAAGAAGAAGAGCGGGAACGGUACACAAGCUUGUCACUAAUUUGCCUCCUUCAGCUUUCCUGAGCUGUCGGGGUUCGAUUGCCAUCUUGACUGCUUUCUCACCUGUUCUUUCUUACCUUUGGUCACAUUAUUAACAAGGUGCUGUGCAAGCUAAUUCAUUGCGAAGCUGUGAGUUUGUCAUUGUUUAUUUCUGGAAUUUUCCAGUAAGUAUGGUUUGCGCGAGUUGAUUUAAAAAUGUGAGAAGCAUGGAGGAAAACCAAUAGCCGAGUGAAGACAAUGCGCUUCUGACGCGUCUCAUUGCUGAACUCUCAAGCUCACGCUGAGUUAUGCCAAUGCAUAGCAAAAAUUGUGAGCAAUCGACUCUGUUCAGAAUCUAGCGAAAUCUUUUCCAAAAUGUACGGCUCCGAAGUGGAAACCGCAACCAGUUUCCUCAUGCACGCACACGGACAGAUGAAUUGUACCAUUUUUUGAUGGGAAUUUAGUUGCAGAUCUCGGUGUUGCAUACAUUGUCAUGUCGAGGGUUUUACAAGCUGGUCACUGGAGUUGCAUCGGACUUGAGACUGGGGUAUUGCUUACAGGAGUUCAUUCCAUUUUAGUUGCCGUCUGCUGGUUUAACUAAUGGCUCUGCGGACAACUCUUCGCCGUACCUCUGCAAACGCCCGACGUCAGAUUUGGCAUCCAAGCUUACAGAUCGCGAGGAACAGGUUUUGGUGCACAGAUGAGACCUCAUCGCAUGAAGUCUUAAGGAGCUUUGCUACCGCGGAGCCCCACUUCUCGAAGCCUGAUGUUUUCGGUUUUCCAAGUCUUACAAAAUCCCUCAAGGGCCCGGAUGCUGAAUUUAAGAGUUCUUACAGGGGUUUCAACAUCGAGCAUUAUAUUAACUUGCUCCAUGGCGGCUACAAUUCUUUCUCGAAGAGCGAUUCACAGCUCUGUCCGAACGAGGUUCCAUUUUCCAGUAGUCCUGUAUUCAUCUCAUCUGGCUACGCCGCACAACCUUCGAGCAGUCUUGCGUCGAAAGGCUGUUUUGAUAGACUUCACUUUUCAAUAGCAGUUGACAGUAGUGGCUCCGAACCCGAAAAAGAAUUUGACCAAGAUGAGCAGGAUAAAAUUGUACCUGUGAGGUCAGCCCGCUUAAAGGAGACAGAUUGGAUACAGAUUCUUCUACCGAAGAAGUUACACCCUUUUGCUCACUUAGCACGCUUGGACAGACCUAUUGGCACUUGGCUCCUUGCGUGGCCUUGCUUUUGGUCGAUCUGUUUGGCAGCACCUGCAGGCAGUUUUCCAGAUCUGAAGCUGAUGAGUUUGUUUGGAUUGGGUGCUAUUCUUCUGAGAGGUGCGGGUUGCACGGUGAAUGACUUGUUGGACAGUGAUAUUGACGGAAAGGUUGAAAGGACACGAGAUCGACCCCUUGCCUCAGGCGCUUUAACAACCUAUCAAGGAGUUGGCUUCCUGGGAUGUCAACUUUUGUUGGGACUUGGGGUUCUCCUUCAGCUUAACGACUUCAGCCGAAUCUUAGGAGCAUCGUCGCUUUUACUUGUGGGCACUUAUCCCUUGAUGAAAAGAUGGACAUUCUGGCCACAGGCAUUUUUAGGUUUAACAUUCAACUGGGGUGCUCUGCUUGGCUGGGCAGCUGUCCAUGGUGGCCUUGAUCCAUCUGUGAUCCUCCCUCUCUACGCCUCCGGGAUUAGCUGGACUCUUGUUUAUGAUACAAUAUAUGCCCAUCAGGAUAAAGAGGAUGAUUUGAAGGUCGGAGUUCUCUCAACCGCUCUGCGAUUUGGUGACAGCACGAAGACUUGGUUGGCCGGGUUCAGUGCUGUCUGUGUCAGUGGCCUAGCUUUAGCCGGUUUCAAUGCAGAUCUCGGAUGGCCAUUUUACGCUGGUGUGAUAGCAUCAGCUGGUCACUUGGCGUGGCAGGUUUCGUCUGUGGACAUACAUAGUCGUGCUGAUUGCAAUUCCAAGUUUGUGUCGAACAAAUGGUUCGGAGCUAUUGUAUGUAGUGCGAUUGUUGCUGGGAAGUUGGUGACACAGUAGUAUAGCAUAUAUCUCUGAUAUAUGCUAUACUACUGUUGAGUUGAGUCAACUGAUUCUUCAUGGUGAAGGACGUAUGCAGCAUCUGAAUGAUUCGUUUUGGGUGGAUUUCUGAUAAUGCCACCUCAAAUUCCAUCUUAGUCCUCGUUUUAUCUUGAUCAUUGUUCGCAUUCUAAGCACAAUAGAUUCGGCCAUUUGUGCCCAUUAAGCCCUCUCGUUCCGCGCGAAAGCUCCAGAUUCGACAAUGCUGCUGUCACAAAUGGACCUUGACCUGCCAGAAGCACAGCAGUUUUCAUAAUAUUUUAUCCAGUCCAAUCGGACCCACGAAUGUGUAUUACUGCGCCUUCUUGCAAGGAGUGUUUGCUUAAUGAAUGCUAAAAUUUGUGAUAAUGUUCAGCUGACUUACAACGUCCACAAUUCUAGAUGUCUCUAUGACUAUCUAGUUUAGAGGUCAUGUAGCGAUCAUGUUUCCUGUUAACGCUAUCAUGCCAACUUCAUGUGGUUUUAAUCUUUGAUUAAAUUGUUUGCG